AAGCGGACCGGCCACAGUUGAGCAGAGAAUUAGCGUGGAAAAAUAGUGAGUGCUUGCAAAGCACCUUGCCGGCAGAACGGAAGAAGCACCGCUUCACACAGUUACUUUUUGUGAUAUUUAUUUAAGUGUUAUAUUUAUAAAUUUUAUUUGAGAUGGAGGUACUUCCCAUGCAAAACGCACACGUGGAAUAUCAAAAACAAAACAAGUGGUAUUACGACCCCAGGCCUUUACUGGAAGACCAGAAAUGCGGGGCGCAGGUCGAGUUCUUGUCCAAGAAGCUGGAGGAGGAGAUCAGAGCCGCGAAGAGGACCCACCUCUCCUGCGGCGAGGUCCUGCUCCCCUGCGGCCUGCUGCAGAAAGUUUCCAAGGAUAUCUUGCAGAUAUCGGAGUCAGAACUUUGCGGGCUUCGCGGAAUGAACCUCUAUCUGUUAUUCGAGGGUGAAGAGGACUGCAGGCGGUUGAGUUUUGUGAAGAUCGACCCCACGACACCGUCGACUUUCGAGGUGUACUUGACUUUCAAACAAGCCAAUGCCGGCUGGGCCUUCCUACCACAGUUCUUAAAAAAGAUUGCGAGGGGUGGUACAGUGAUAAUAAGCACCGAGUACGAGCUCACCAAGAAGAAGUUGUACCGGUCGGGCUCUGCUUGUGAGUAGGCAUUGCUUUUUUUGAAAACGAGAGACUGAAAAAAUCCUCCACCGCACGACACCUACGAAGUACUAAUUUUUCUAUUUUUAUAUUAUUAUAAAGGAAAAAAUAAUGUGAAAAAAGCGCAGCGUGAUUAUUAGUUUUUAGUUAUUACAGUUAUUUUUUAACAGUAUUGAUUUAACCUCUUGGAAGGUUAAAAAGCGAACGAAUGGUCCAAAAAGGCCCUUUAAGGAUUCCCGUGGGGAGUCCGUGAUCUUAUAAGUGAUAUAUGUAUUAUAAUAAUGCAUUUUAUGAUAUAAAUUCGUACCUGUUGUACUUAAAAAUGUUUCAAGUAUUUUUAAAAAGUUGAAGCUUUUUUUCGGCCGGUGUGGUGCGGGGCGCAGUCGGUCGUUUCACCAAAAAUCAAAAACCAUACCAAAAAAAUAUCAUCCGAAACGUCGGCUGCUCUCCGGCUAGCCGGUGAAUUUUUAAUCAUUUUUGUUCUUGUGAUAUAAUAUAGUCUAGAGUGUUUUCUGUGAAAGUAAUAAGAGAACAUGCAUGGAUCGUACAAAUUUUAAAAUAAAGCAUGUAUGUUUCUAUUAUAUUAAGAGGCUAUAAUAUUAGAUGUGUAAGAUAUUUUAUAUAAGUUUUGAUAACUGAAUAGGCGUAGACUUAGUUCAGGCCACUUAUAUGUGUGAUACUACGGUACAGGGCAGGUUCUGUACGAAAUCUCAUGCUUUUUGUACUACGACAGUGAUUAUUAAUAAAAAACGAUUUUUUUUACAA
This is a messenger RNA of Anoplophora glabripennis (Asian longhorned beetle), 1410 nucleotides long. Its product is annotated as protein scylla. The transcript is spliced from 3 exons. Gene Ontology annotation, biological process: regulation of TOR signaling; apoptotic process; negative regulation of signal transduction. The record is from RefSeq and is a predicted model, not a curated record. The coding region runs from base 153 to 653 and encodes 166 amino acids. NCBI's taxonomy places the organism in Eukaryota, Metazoa, Arthropoda, Insecta, Coleoptera, Cerambycidae. Gene Ontology annotation, cellular component: cytoplasm.